AUGACCUUUACAAAUAUUGAACGUAUCACCCCGGUCAUCGGAUUCAUGCAGGCUUACUCGCACACAAUUUCAACUCUUAAGAAGUGUUCCAGAUGCAAGUAUGUAAGCUACUGCAAUAAAUCAUGUCAGUUUGUUCAGCUUGUGUCUCAAAUCAUCCAGAAGCAAAGACGAUACCCUCCAUGCACUCAUGAUGAUGAGGAUUAUUUUCCAACCACCGUAGACCAGUUGGAAUCCCAUCUGAAAUAUGCUAGAAAGGAUAAUAUUGAGAGCUUGUUGUGUGAGUUGCAGCAGCUCUUUGAAGAGGAUGUCUUACCCGAGCCUAGCAGCUUGUUGAAUAUGUAUGGGGCGAUUAACUGCAACGGUUUCUCAAUACUUGAUAAUGAUCUGAAUGGCAUCGCACCUGGGAUAUACUUGAGAGCAUCUAUGGUGAACCAUUCCUGUGAUCCUAACUGUCAAGUGAUAAGUGAUGGGAGGAAACUUCAACUCAGGACCGUUAAAGAUGUCACUGAAGGAGAAGAGUGUACAAUCAGCUAUGUAGAUUUAAUGGACCCAACUAAAGAGAGACAGGCUGAGCUGGAAAAGAGAUAUCACUUCACCUGCAAGUGUGUGAAAUGCAUUAAAGAAAUCAAUCCAGAUGAUGGUUUAGGUGAAUUAGAGCUGCGAGAUUUACAUUGGACCAAAGUGUUACAGCUGUGUGCACCCUACCUGAAGCUGGACUCCUCCAACAAUCUUUUAGCAAAUUAUUAUCUCCUGGUCAGGCUCAGACAAGAGGCAAUUAAAGUAUGCGUACACAUACAAGCAUGGGAUAAAUAUGUUGAGAUGGGGCAACUGAACAUAGAGUCUUUAAGAUAUCACUAUGGACCAUACAGUGCCAUGCUGGGGCUUCACCUCCUGGACAUGGGUAAUAAGCUGCUUGAAAUGGGGAGACUUCGGGAGGCCAGAAAAUAUCUCACAGAGGCAAAGAGUGUUUUGGAGAUAACACAUGGUCCACAGCAUUCAUUCAUGAUGACACCGUACGUGCAAAAACUGCUUGAUCUGUAGAUGUAGAUAAUGCAUGGCUAACAACUUUCUCGAAGGUCACCCCUUCUGUCUGAUACUGCAGAUAACACAUGUCUACCAACCGUCACUGAUGUCAACUUCAAUACAGGACUUUUUCUGUAGCAGUAGAUGACACUGGAAAAAUACUAAAGAUGGAAGGACAGAGUGACAUUGAGAACGAGUGAGAUCGAAAGGAAACAACAAGAUACAUAACAAGUUUGAGAACCCCGAAGGGCCCCGUUUCAUGAAACUUGUUUUUAAUAACAUGUUAUGAUAAUUGUUAUAAGCUACUGAAAUCCUGCAUUUGAUUGGCUGUGAGCAGAUUUGUCAUAGAUAUGUGGCAGUUAUUAUUUAUAACAGGUUUGAUGAAAACAGGGCCCAGUUCUAUUUAAGGAGGUGUUACAUGUGGAACUAAUUACUAUAGUACUUUGCAGAAUUCAACAUCUAUUUCUUCAUUGAAACACCUUUAUAAACAAUUGCAUUUUCAUGAAUGUACUAAACUACCAGUAAAGCCAUGGAUGCAUAUAUAUGCAUAUGUUGUAUAUACUUUUUACCCAUUUGAAUAUAAAUUUAAGCAUUAUACGUCACCGGAAAUAUAUUAAAAAUGUGAGUGUUAUUAAUUAAUCAUAUUGCUGUGGGAAUUGUUUAUGAGUGCUUUUAUUGCUUCUGUGACUGGUAGUUCAGGUGUGUUGAUGAUUUAUAGAUGUGUUGUGUCUUAUUUCCUUCGAGUGUGCUGGGUGAUAAUCUGAUUCUACUAAUUAAGUUUAAUUUCUUUUUUACCGUUUAUCAAAUCGUUGGAUGAUCUCACUUUGUGAAUCUGAGUAAAUUUAUAAAUUUACAUUUAUAUUUUUAGU
Strongylocentrotus purpuratus (purple sea urchin) is the source of this 1892-nucleotide messenger RNA. RefSeq names its product N-lysine methyltransferase SMYD2-like. The coding region runs from base 1 to 1041 and encodes 346 amino acids. NCBI's taxonomy places the organism in Eukaryota, Metazoa, Echinodermata, Echinoidea, Camarodonta, Strongylocentrotidae. Gene Ontology annotation, cellular component: nucleus. The record is from RefSeq and is a predicted model, not a curated record. The transcript is spliced from 9 exons. Gene Ontology annotation, molecular function: protein binding.